AUGAUCACCACCAAUGACCUUAUUGAUAUCUGGUGCCGACUUAUAAAACUGGACACUCUUCCGCAGGACAAACCCUCAGGUUCGCUGGAAUCGGUGCUACGAUAUCGUCUACAGAUAUGGCGCGCUGUCGAGGAUCUCUUCACCUCACUAAUAUUAGAUUCGAGCCACGAGGAUGUCUCAAACGAGAGCAUACUCGAAGGCGAUAAUGUUGUAGCUACUGGACAUGCAGGUGGCAAAAGCGACGAUCCUAUUGGGGCCGUUAAUCCCUCGAAAAAUCGUUUAGAGCAAGAAACUUUAUCAAAAGGAGCUGAUUCAGUAGGUUGUGUGCUUGGAUAA
Protopolystoma xenopodis is the source of this 336-nucleotide messenger RNA. The record is from the annotation of a GenBank genome assembly. NCBI's taxonomy places the organism in Eukaryota, Metazoa, Platyhelminthes, Monogenea, Polystomatidea, Polystomatidae.